AUGACGUCCACUACUGGCAUUCCACCCCCAGAGGUCCGUGUUCGUAUCCUAAACAUGAAAUCAAGAAGGGCUCUCUACAGCGCCACUCGAGACACAAACGCCUUGAAUCACGUCGACAGCACGACGAUCUACAGCGAUCAGUACUGGUACAUCCAGCCUGGGAAGGGCAAACACCAAGGCCGUUAUCUGGUCGUGAACGCAGCCAACGGCCGAGCUCUCUACGCCAACAACCGAAACGGCGCAAACGGCGGCAACGGUGAGGUCGGCACAAUGGAUAACCCAGGUUCCUUCGACGAUCACCAUUUCGACCUUGCUCAGACACAAGGUACCGGCGUGCGAAACAAUCAGUUCCGUCUCCACACCCCUACAGGGCAUGCCAAUUUCUUCUCUCGCACCGAAUACAAGCCCGAAUUGGGUUGUCUGUCGGACAAGGAGAAAAUUUACGACGACCACUGGUUCACCUUCGAACUGGAGCCGUUGGAAUUCGUCAGGAUCGAGUACGAUGAAGAGCACCCAGAAAUCAUCACAACGGGUAUCAGGCACUUCCCUCCGCAAAAGGCAUUGAAUCAUCUGGAGAUUGAGACGACGCAGGAGAUGACGAUUAGCCAGGAGACGGAACAGCAGUCAACGUUUACUUCCGAGAUCGGGGUUUCCGUAACGGCUUCGGCCGAGUUCAGUUGCGGUGUGCCUUUAUUUGCGGAGGGCAAGGUGAGCAUUAGUACUACGUUGAGUACAAGUUUGGCGUGGGGGACUACGAAUAUCACGAGGCAGAAGUGGGAAGCAAAGGUGGUGCUCAAGUGUCCGCCCAAGUCUGCUACGCUCUGCACUGCUUCCGUGCUGGAGACAAGGCUCCGUAUGCCUUUUGUGUCGUAUUGGAAGACAGAGAAAGGUGGGAAGGAGGUCCAACUCAAGGGGGUUUAUGAGGGGCAGAGCUGUGCUAGUUUGAGCACCGUGUCUUCGCAUCUUCCGUACACGCCCGAGAAGAAGUGA
Alternaria arbusti is the source of this 990-nucleotide messenger RNA. RefSeq lists its product as uncharacterized. The record is from RefSeq and is a predicted model, not a curated record. The transcript has a single exon. Bases 1 to 990 code for a protein of 329 amino acids. Lineage: Eukaryota; Fungi; Ascomycota; Dothideomycetes; Pleosporales; Pleosporaceae.